CCGGCCUUGCCACUAGGGGCGGCCGCGGUCUCGCGGCGGCAGCAGCCGUGAAGCUGCGCGGCUGGGGUUUCCAGCCGGGCCCCUUUCCCAGCCGGGCUCCAGCAUGGCUGCCCCCAGAGCUGCGGCUUGGGGAGCUGCCACGCUCUGGCUUUCCUGACAGCUCCUGGCUUCUGUGCUCUCCUCUUCCCCAGGCCACUCCAGCAGACAUGUUUGCCAAGGCCUUUCGGGUCAAGUCCAACACGGCCAUCAAGGGGUCGGACAGGAGAAAGCUUCGGGCUGAUGUGACAGCUGCUUUCCCCGCUCUUGGAACUGAUCAGGUCUCUGAGUUAGUACCUGGAAAGGAAGAGUUCAACAUUGUGAAGUUGUAUGCUCACAGAGGGGAUGCAGUGACUGUGUACGUGAGUGGUGGUAACCCCAUCCUAUUUGAACUGGAGAAAAAUCUAUAUCCCACAGUGUACACCCUGUGGUCCUAUCCCGACCUCCUACCAACGUUCACAACAUGGCCUCUGGUGCUCGAAAAACUGGUUGGGGGAGCAGAUUUGAUGCUGCCAGGAUUAGUGGUGCCCCCUGCUGGUCUGCCUCAGGUACAGAGGGGUGACCUCUGUGCCAUUGCCUUGGUGGGGAACAGAGCCCCCGUUGCCAUCGGAGUUGCCGCCAUGUCCACAGCUGAGAUGCUGACUUCAGGCCUGAAGGGGAGGGGCUUCUGUGUGCUCCACACCUACCAGGACCACUUGUGGCGAUCUGGAGGCAAGUCCUCUCCACCGUCCAUUGCUCCACUGGUCCUGGAUCCCCUGGAUCUCAGUGAAGAGAAGGAGUCUGUGCAGGCAGACCCUGCCCUGCAGGGAGACAUGAGGCACCUGACCCUGGAGGGAGAGGAGGAGGAGGAUGGGGAGGUUCAGCAGAUGUGCGGGGAGAAGUCUCUCUCAGAAGCCUCAGAAGACCUCAGCGUUGGGGGCCUGAACCGAGACCCCACAGACAGCAAGACCCUUCAAGAGCAAAUGGAUGAACUGUUACAGCAAUGCUUCUUGCAGGCUUUGAAGAGCCGAGUCAGAAAGGCUGACCUCCCUCUGCUCACCAGCACUUUGCUUGGCAGCCACAUGUUCUCCUGCUGCCCUGAAGGACGACAACUGGACAUAAAGAAGUCAAGCUUCAAAAAGCUCUCUCAGUUCCUGCAGCAAAUGCAGCAGGAGCACAUUAUACAGGUGAAGGAGCUGAGCAAAGGGGUGGAGAGCAUUGUGGCUGUGGACUGGAAACACCCGAGGAUCACAUCUUUCGUCAUACCCGAGCCCUCCCCGACCUCCCAGACUAUCCAGGAGGGUAGCAGGGAACAGCCCUAUCACCCUCCAGAUAUAAAAUCCCUCUACUGUGUCCCAGCCAGCAUGACUCUGCUCUUCCAGGAGUCUGGCCACAAGAAGGGGAGCGUUCUCGAGGGUGGUGAGGUCCGAACGAUCAUCAUUAACUACGCCAAGAAAAAUGACCUGGUUGAUGCAGACAACAAAAAUCUCGUGAAAUUGGAUCCUGUCUUAUGUGACUGCAUCUUAGAGAAAAAUGAACAGCACACAGUCAUGAAGCUUCCAUGGGACAGUCUCCUGACCAGGUGUUUGGAAAAAUUGCAGCCUGCCCAUCAAGUGACCUUUCCCGGACAAGAGCCCAUUGUGAAGAAAGGCAAAAUCUGCCCAAUUGACAUCACUCUAGCACAGAGGGCUUCUAAUAAAAAGGUGACCAUGGUCCGGAACUUGGAGGCCUAUGGUCUGGACCCAUGCUCGGUGGCUGCCGUCCUCCAGCAGCGAUGCCAGGCUAGUACCACCGUCACUCCUGCUCCUGGGGCCAAGGAGAGCCUGCAGGUCCAGAUCCAGGGAAACCAAAUCCACCACGUCAGCUGGCUGUUGCUCGAAGAGUAUCAGCUUCCUCGAAAAUACAUCCAAGGCCUAGAAAAGGCCCCCAAACCUGGCAAGAAGAAGUGACAGACUCUUGUUUCAUGCAGUUGAACCAAUGGAAAUCCAAGCUCUGGGCUGGUAAUUUAUAUGAGCAUUUUCAGCUUUUGCGAAUAAAAAAAUAUAAUUCUUUACCAAAAUAAAUUUUUAUUCUAAUCUAAA
Molecule: messenger RNA, 2096 nt
Organism: Ceratotherium simum simum (southern white rhinoceros)
Lineage: Eukaryota; Metazoa; Chordata; Mammalia; Perissodactyla; Rhinocerotidae
Gene: EIF2D
Product: eukaryotic translation initiation factor 2D
Biological process (GO): formation of translation preinitiation complex; translational initiation
Molecular function (GO): RNA binding; translation initiation factor activity
Source: RefSeq, a predicted model, not a curated record